This is a messenger RNA of Racocetra persica, 696 nucleotides long. The record is from the annotation of a GenBank genome assembly. Lineage: Eukaryota; Fungi; Glomeromycota; Glomeromycetes; Diversisporales; Gigasporaceae.
AUGAUAAAAAAUAAUCUUUCAUUUUUCAAAAAAGAUUCAAUUGAACCAUAUAAUUUUUAUACUAAAAUUGGUUCAAGUUCAAAUAUUAUAAUUCGAAGAAGUUUACGAAUUAAACAACAAAAAAAACCUACUUAUAAUUAUAAACGAAAUUAUAAUCAGUGGUUGAAACCUCAUAAAAAUUAUUUUUAUUAUUGUGAUAGCUAUUUUGAUAGUGAUAUUGCUAUUACAACUGAAUCAACUAUUUCUAAAAGAUUUUUGGAUUAUAAUACUGAUGAUGAAGAUAAUAAUUCAAAUAGUGGAAUUAGUGAAGAAUUAAAUAUUAUUGUAAAUGAUGAGGAAGAUCUAGUUAAAGAAAAAGAAAAUAAUAGACAUGAAGAAGUUGUUGAUAAAAUUUUAUUAAAAACUUCAAAUACAAUUAGUCAUAAUUUUGAAAAACUUCUUGCAAAAUCUUUAAAUAAAAUUAGAUUGGUAGCAAAUAUAAUUGCUUAUAAUCCUGGUGAUUUUGAAAUAGAUAUAAUUGCUACUCUAAACAAACAAAUAUUUUUAAUUCAAUGUAAAAAUAUUGUAAAAUCUCUUGGUCUUCAAGAUUUGCAGAAAAUUAAAUCAGCUUUUAAAAGAUUUGGUGAAGAAAUAGGAAUUAUUUAUAAUAGUGAAAAAUUACAAAAACUAUUAACUAAACAGGCUAAAAUUUGGUAG